This is a messenger RNA of Drosophila ficusphila, 1582 nucleotides long. RefSeq lists its product as uncharacterized. The transcript is spliced from 2 exons. The record is from RefSeq and is a predicted model, not a curated record. The coding region runs from base 177 to 1400 and encodes 407 amino acids. Lineage: Eukaryota; Metazoa; Arthropoda; Insecta; Diptera; Drosophilidae.
UGUGACAAAUAAUUUAUUUAGCAUAGUAGGCCCUGCUUGAUACUUCAAAUUACUCUUCACCCAGUCGAUUUCAUUAUACGCUUGUAUACAGAUUUUGUUUCGAUAAGAAAAUAUUCCAACAACUGGCAAAAAGUAAAAAAGUGCCAACAAAACAUAAAAAGCUAACUAAAGUGGCCAUGCACAACUUAAUUAAGAGCCGUGCCCUCUUCGAGAUCCUCAGGAAUCCUUUGCCAGAGGAUUACUUUGACCAGGACAACGAGGAACUGGAGGUUGUAAGAGCGGAGGGGAAUAUGAAUGAGAUUGAGAACAUGGCUGGCGGAGGUACAAUUAUGCUUAACCCCAACACACCGGAAUUCGUGCCGGGCUUAAAAAAAGGCGAAUCUACCAAAGAUGAAGACAAAGUCAAUUUGACUGAAUUCAAGAAAAAGUUUCAGACUUCGGAUGAGCAGAAGGAAAAACUAACUUCAUCAUCGAAGGGAUCUUCCGAGAAUACUGAGAAGUCAGCUUUGGUUGUUCUAUCAAAAGACGAAGACCAUACGAUUGUGCCCCGCAUAAAGGGAUUGAAAAAAUCCACAGAGGAUGAUCCUCCUAAGCGCGAGGAGCGCACGGUUUCCAAGCAGAUUCCGCCGGCUGUCAUAAAGUUAUUUAGUGCCACGGAGAAGCGUCGCUCUCAUCGCCGAAAAGUGGCGGUGGAAGCCGUGUUAUUGGCGGAAGAAAGACGCAUGAGGACUGAAUUAGUUUCCACCAAGGAUGGACCAGGUGACAGCACUAAGAUGGUCCAACCAGAGGUUCAUCUCUCCCGAUCCCCGAUUAAGUUUUCGCCAGAGGAAAGGGUAAGAGUGGACCGCAUGAGGAUCGCAAAGAGGGAGCGCAUCGAGAAGGCUCUCAUGGAAAUGGAAAUGGAGAAGAAGGCGCUGGAUCUGCUGGAUCAGCAGAAAAAGGAUGGCGAAAGGAAGGACAAGUCGGGAGCGACUGGCCGCAAAAGAUAUAUACCCACCAGCAAGGAAUGGGAUGAACAGCGUCGGGCAAAGCACUUGGCCAGACUAAAGUCCGAAAAGGGGAAUGCCAACGGCCAGCAGGCGAGCCAAACCAAGAGCCCUGCGACGGAAUCCCUUGGCGGCAAUGGCAUGUCGGUGGUGAUCUCGAGCGAGCAGAAUCCUGAAGGCCUUGCUGAAGGGGAGACGCGCCGGGGAAAUCUCACCCACUUUAAGUACCUACACACACACCAGCCACGUCGCGCAUUCCACAAACCAUUACAGAUUCUAAUCGAAGAGAAAGGAGGAGGACUCCUGCAUCGUUAUAGCAUUGAAACCUUGCUGGAACUCGAACCGCAACCUGGGGAUCUCGAAAAACCCAGUAUCGAUGAUGCUUUCCAUAAAUUGGGAUUUAUUUGCAAAUAAUCACAGUUUCACAACGAUUCGUUUAGCCUUAUCUUUUUAGCUUCUGUUUUGUUUUCUUUCUUUCUUUGUUUUGAGUUCACAAUUAUAAUUUUUUCCAUAGACAGAUAACUUUGUUAAUGGUGUUCAGCCAUGUAUCAUUUUAAAUGCAAUAAAGCUUUGUUUUCGAGUUUGGCUGCAAACUA